AUGGGCGUUAAAAUGUUGGGCGAUACCAUUAAUAAUAUGUUUCCAGGAUUAAAAAUCGCGAUGUGCAAAUUUUUCCUUGUGAAUGCUACUCAGAAAAAUGAUCAUUUUACCAUAUUGGAAUGA
Ambispora leptoticha is the source of this 123-nucleotide messenger RNA. The record is from the annotation of a GenBank genome assembly. Lineage: Eukaryota; Fungi; Glomeromycota; Glomeromycetes; Archaeosporales; Ambisporaceae.